Messenger RNA from Pimephales promelas (fathead minnow), 1848 nucleotides. RefSeq names its product purine nucleoside phosphorylase 5a (gene pnp5a). Gene Ontology annotation, cellular component: cytoplasm. Gene Ontology annotation, biological process: nucleoside metabolic process. Gene Ontology annotation, molecular function: purine-nucleoside phosphorylase activity. NCBI's taxonomy places the organism in Eukaryota, Metazoa, Chordata, Actinopteri, Cypriniformes, Leuciscidae. The record is from RefSeq and is a predicted model, not a curated record.
GGGGAGGAGCGGCAGAAACGGAGGAUCUAUAAAACACCGGCGACGUGAGCAACACUUCAGGAAUUAUUAAAGAGUUUUUAUUGACUGUCGCGACUCGCUAGACGUGCUCAGUUUGAAUUAUAUCUCCGUUAUUUGUUUUCUUGGUCGUUCGUCGCUUAUAAGUGUCCUCCGUAUCCGUCGCUAGAAACAUCGAGUUUUCCGUUCCGUAUUUCCGAAGGAUCUGACCAGCGAUUUCAAACAUGUUUCCUGAGAGCAGCACUGGGUACAGCUAUGAGGACUGCCAGGCCACGGCGGACUGGCUCCUGUCCCAGACGGCAGUGUGUCCUCUGGUGGGCAUCGUGUGUGGCUCCGGGAUGGGCGGACUGGCUGAUGCGCUGAAAGACUCGGUGGCAUUCAACUAUAAAGACAUCCCCAACUUCCCCCAAAGCACAGUGCACGGUCACGCGGGGCGACUGGUGUUCGGCACUCUGAAGGGAAUACCAUGUGUCUGCAUGCAGGGGAGGUUUCAUCUCUAUGAGGGAUAUGCCAUCCAAAAGAUUACGAUGCCAAUGCGGAUCUUCAAACUCAUGGGAGUGAAGACCGUGAUUCUGACCAACGCUGCCGGCGGCCUGAACCAGGACUAUAAAGUAGGCGACAUCAUGAUCAUCAAAGAUCAUCUCAACAUGCCUGGGUUUGCUGGAAACAACCCACUGGCGGGACCCAACGACGAGAGGUUUGGUUUACGCUUCCCCUGCAUGUCUGACGCGUAUGAUCGGGAGCUCCAGCAGCUGGCGCUGGACGUGGGCUCAGAGCUCGGCUUCGGGGAUUUCCUGCGAGAGGGCGUUUACUGCGUUCUAGGAGGACCUUCGUUUGAGACGAUCGCGGAGUGUCGCAUGUUGAACAAGCUGGGAGCCGAUGCCGUCGGCAUGAGCACCGUUCACGAGGUGAUCGUGGCCCGUCACUGUGGCAUGCGCGUCUUCGCUCUGUCUCUGAUCACCAAUAAAGCGGUGAUGGACUACGACAGCGAGGAAAAGGCCAAUCACGAGGAAGUUCUGGAGACGGGCAAACUGCGAGCGGAGCAGCUGGAGAGACUCGUGUCCACCUUAGUCACCCGGCUGGAACACAACAACAAUUACGCCUGAGACUGAUCUCGGAUCAGACCCAACGUCAGUCACAGACCAAAUAACGCCGGAUAUAUGGUUUCAGGAACCAUACAGGUCAAAUGCGAUCAGCACACACUUAUUUAUAAUGUUUAUUGAAUCUUGUUUUUAAACAAAUUUACAUUUUGUAAAGCCUUCGUUUAUUUUUGGUCUGCCUGAUAUUUUGCGCUUAUGUAUAUACGACUGGUGAGCAUGGGAGUGCUUGGGGUUUUACACAUAAUUAUGACAUUCCUCUGAAUGAUAAACUAAUGUUUCUUAUUUCUAACUUAAAAGUUUACCAUUAAAUCUCUGUAACACUUUGAUUGGUUUGUAGGUAGAUGUACAGUAAAGGUCUAUGUUGUGUAUUUGUUUUUUACAUUAUUAGCUAAAUUGGCUAUUUAUUUUUAGUGUCUCCCUCUCGUUUAUGAUGGUUUUGUGUAUUGAACUUAAUAUUACACAUUCAUGUGGGAACUGUCUGUCAGAAAUGUUUGAGUUGAUGAGGGCAUGGUGAUGAUGAACAAAUUGGAAGGAACAAUAAUAUAUUAAUGUUUUUGUGUCUUUUUAAACUUGAAUAAUGGAAAUAAUAUGAGGUGGGAAGGAAAUGGCUUUGUGAGUGAAUGCAAAGUUUCUCGAAAGAAUGCAUUUCCCAUCCAUCUUAUAUUUUCUCAUUACCGUGUUCCCUGGGGGUGUAUAUAUGUAUUUCACCUCAACAUCAAAAAUAAAUUAUAUU